Saimiri boliviensis boliviensis (Bolivian squirrel monkey) is the source of this 3049-nucleotide messenger RNA. RefSeq lists its product as uncharacterized. The record is from RefSeq and is a predicted model, not a curated record. Gene Ontology annotation, molecular function: DNA-binding transcription factor activity, RNA polymerase II-specific; RNA polymerase II cis-regulatory region sequence-specific DNA binding. Lineage: Eukaryota; Metazoa; Chordata; Mammalia; Primates; Cebidae. Gene Ontology annotation, cellular component: nucleus. Gene Ontology annotation, biological process: regulation of transcription by RNA polymerase II.
CUCUAAGGCUUUUUCGCCGCUGGUGUCAGAAUUUUCAUGUUCCAAUACGGAGAAGUCUUUGAGGUUUCUUUGGGGAGCCCUGGGGCCAGAUCUUCCUCCAGACUCCAGCCUACCUCUUCAGAGCAGCUCUGCUUGAGUUCACAGAUGACCACUAAACUUCAGGCACACUAGAGAAAAAGGAUUGAGAUCCAUUGUGGCCAUGCCAACCAGCUGGACUUCACCCCAGAAAUCCCCAGCCCUGGCUCUAGAGGAUCAUGGCAGCUCCUAUGAGGGAUCAGUGUCCUUCAGGGAUGUGGCUAUAGAUUUCAGCAGAGAGGAAUGGCGGCACCUGGACCCAUCUCAGAGAAAUCUGUACCGGGAUGUGAUGCUGGAGACCUAUAGCCACCUGCUCUCAGUCGGGUAUCAAGUUCCUGAAGCAGAGGUGGUCAUGUUGGAGCAAGGAAAUGAACCAUGGGCAUUGCAGGGUGAGAGGCCACAUCAGAGCUGCCCAGGAGAGAAAUUAUGGGACCAUAAUCAAUGUAGAAAAAUCCUCAAUUAUAAACAAGCGUCCUCUCAACCUCAAAAAAUGCAUCCUGGGGAGAAACCUUACGCAUGUGCCAAAUUUGAAAAGAUAUUCACCCAGAAGUCACAGCUCAAAAUACACCUGAAAGUUUUUGCAGGAGAAAAACUCUAUGUAUGUAUUGAAUGUGGGAAGGCUUUUGUACAGAAGCCAGAAUUUAUUACACACCAGAAAACCCAUAUGAGAGAGAAACCCUUUAAAUGCAAUGAAUGUGAAAAAUCCUUUUUCCAAGUAUCUUCUCUCUUCAGACAUCAGAGAAUUCAUACCGGAGAAAAACUCUUUGAAUGUAGCCAAUGUGGGAAAGGCUUCUCUUAUAAUUCAGAUCUCAGCAUACAUGAGAAAAUUCAUACUGGAGAGAGACACCAUGAAUGUACUGAAUGUGGCAAAGCAUUCACACAAAAGUCCACACUCAAGAUGCAUCAGAAAAUCCAUACAGGUGAGAGAUCCUAUAUUUGUAUUGAAUGCGGACAGGCCUUCAUCCAGAAGACUCAUUUGAUUGCACACCGAAGAAUUCAUACUGGAGAAAAACCAUAUGAGUGCAGUAACUGUGGGAAAUCCUUCAUUUCCAAGUCACAACUUCAGGUACAUCAACGCAUUCACACAAGAGUAAAGCCCUAUAUAUGUACUGAAUAUGGGAAGGUCUUUAGCAAUAAUUCCAACCUCAUUACACAUAAGAAAGCUCAAAGUAGAGAGAAAUCUUCUAUAUGUACUGACUGUGGGAAGGCCUUUUCCUACAGGUCAGAGUUGAUUAUACAUCAGAGAAUUCACACUGGAGAGAAACCUUAUAAAUGCAGUGACUGUGGAAAAGCCUUCACUCAGAAGUCAGCACUCACAGUGCAUCAGAGAAUUCAUACAGGAGAAAAAUCAUAUGUAUGCAUGAAAUGUGGACUGGCCUUCAUUCAGAAGGCACACUUGAUUGCACAUCAAAUAAUUCAUACUGGAGAGAAACCUUAUAAAUGUAGUUACUGUGGGAAAUUGUUUACCUCCAAGUCACAACUCCAUGUUCAUAAACGAAUUCACACAGGAGAAAAGCCCUAUAUGUGCAAUAAAUGUGGGAAGGCCUUCACCAACCGGUCAAAUCUCAUUACACAUCAGAAAACUCAUACAGGGGAGAAAUCUUAUCUAUGUUCCAAAUGUGGAAAGGCCUUCACCCAGAGGUCGGACUUGAUUACACAUCAAAGAAUCCAUACUGGGGAGAAACCUUAUGAAUGUAGUACUUGUGGAAAAGCCUUUACCCAGAAGUCUCACCUCAAUAUACACCAGAAAAUUCAUACUGGAGAAAGACAGUAUGAAUGCCAUGAAUGUGGGAAAGCCUUCAACCAGAAAUCAAUUCUCAUUGUUCAUCAGAAAAUUCACACAGGAGAGAAACCCUACGUAUGCACUGAGUGUGGAAGAGCUUUCAUCCGCAAAUCAAACUUUAUUACUCAUCAAAGAAUUCAUACUGGAGAGAAGCCUUAUGAAUGCAGUGACUGUGGGAAGUCCUUUACCUCCAAGUCUCAGCUCCUGGUGCAUCAGCCAGUUCACACAGGAGAGAAACCCUAUGUGUGUGCUGAGUGUGGGAAGGCCUUUAGUGGCAGGUCAAAUCUCAGUAAGCACCAGAAAACUCAUACCGGAGAAAAGCCCUACAUUUGCUCUGAAUGUGGGAAGACCUUCAGACAGAAGUCAGAGUUGAUUACACAUCAUAGAAUUCAUACUGGAGAGAAACCUUAUGAGUGCAGUGACUGUGGGAAGUCUUUCACUAAAAAAUCACAGCUCCAGGUGCAUCGACGAAUUCACACUGGAGAGAAACCUUAUGUGUGUGCUGAGUGUGGGAAGGCCUUUACUGACAGGUCAAAUUUGAAUAAACAUCAGACAACACAUACUGGAGACAAACCCUACAAGUGUGGCAUCUGUGGGAAAGGGUUUGUUCAGAAAUCAGUGCUCAGUGUCCAUCAGAGCAUUCAUGCUUGAGAGAAACGGUAUGAGAAAACCUCGCUGAGGGAUGGGUCUGAUUGUACAUUGUUGCAUUCACGCAGCAGAAAAAUAUGUAUAUUGUUAUAAAUGGAAAUGACCACAUCAAAAUGUCACACAUGACUGUUCUGGAGAAGGCCUCUGAGAAGGCCCCGAAUGAGGUGAGGGACCCUUCCAACCUUGUCACCAGCCUCAAUAAACCUUCGGGCAUUCAUACUGACAAGGAACUGGGUCAAUCUGGUACAUAGGAAAAGCCUUCUCAUGAAAAGUACAAUGAAACACUGUUACCAAAUUCUUUGUAAGAAAGAUUAUAUUAUGUUAAUGAUAAUCUUAUUUACUGUGGAAUAGGUAUAGUGCCAACAAAUAGAAUGAUAAAACAACAUAAUGCGUAGUUAUGAUAGUGAUGAAUCAGUUCUGUGAGUUGUUCAUUGCAGAACACAUUGUCUAACAGAUUUGUGGGUGUUUUCUUUCUCAUUUCAAUCUACCACAGUUGAUCAUAUCCAACCCUCAUUCAGUAUUUCUAUCAAGGAAGAGAUGCUA